CAAGAACAACUUGACCUCCCUUCCUAGAGACUUCAGUGCUGACAUGCCGCUUCUACGAUCGGUCACCGUCGAGCACAAUCAGAUCACAACAUUCCACCCGGACACGUUUGCUCCUCUCACUCUCAACGAGGCUAACAGAGUUCGUUUCAUCGGAAAUCCGCUGCACUGUGACUGCAAGCUGGCAUUCGCAUUGCAAUACCCACCCAGCUGGCUCAAUGCAAAUUGCAAAACGCCGGAAGCUCUUAAGGACCAACCGCUCAAGGAUAUCACUCAGGAACAGUUGACUUGCACUGACGGUGCAUAAAUGUAUUUGCAAAGCUCCGUCCCUCAAAGCGCUACAAAGAAACUGACAUCUUUAAAGAACAAAUCCAGCCAAUACCGAAAUAUCUUGUAUCCCUGCCUUAUAUUUUAAGUAUGCUGUAACAUCCAGAAUUACUUCGUAAGCCAAGCACGAAAAACUGUGAUAGUGGGAUGACGCUGGAAUUAGUAUAUUCCAGUGCACUUACCGGAGGCUUGCCAUGUUUAGUUUACAGUACGCGAGUGAAUGUUCAAUAAAGAGGUCAUUUCUGUA
Messenger RNA from Rhipicephalus sanguineus (brown dog tick), 571 nucleotides. RefSeq names its product slit homolog 1 protein-like. Gene Ontology annotation, biological process: cell surface receptor signaling pathway. Bases 44 to 304 code for a protein of 86 amino acids. Gene Ontology annotation, cellular component: plasma membrane. The transcript is spliced from 2 exons. The record is from RefSeq and is a predicted model, not a curated record. NCBI's taxonomy places the organism in Eukaryota, Metazoa, Arthropoda, Arachnida, Ixodida, Ixodidae.